AGGGUGAAGAGUUUGUAAAAUUUUUGAACGAUUUCUGAGCUGCACAUUCAAUGUGUGUUGUGUGUGUUUGUGCGUGGCUGAGGGGAAUAAUGUGAGGGGAAACUCCCAAAUAUACAGCUGUAAGAAAGAAUCAGCAUUCUGAUGGUAUGUUUAUAAUGAUGUAGUUCAUCUGACCAGAGCGUCGACCAGCACUUCAUAGAUAUAAGUCUUGUUCAUUUAAAAAUAAAUAAAUAAAUAAAUCUUGUUCAUUUUGGAGCCAUCUAGUGGAGUCAGAGACUUUCAUACAAAGCUGAAAACACAUGUUGGGGCCACAGAUAAUUGAGAUAAGAAAAAAAGCUAGAAAUGAACAGAAAACAGUAUUUUUUUAUUGUUGUUGCAAAUUAAAUGUCAGAGGUACAUUUUUGCAGAUUUUAACCCAUCAGCCUAUUUCUGAAUCUGUAAUAAUUAUUUUUGUCCUAUUGCUCAUUCUCUCACUGCUUAAGGAUGAAUGGCUGCUCUUUUUAUUAAUGCCUUUUAAAUUGAAAUGCUGAUCACUUUCAUUUAUCUAUUUAGUUUUGGAUCUCAUUAUUGCCUAGAAGCUCACCUUCAAUCUGCUUGCCAGUCGUAGCUAGCGGCAAUAUGGAAAGCACACACAUUUUGUUUAUGAUGCAUAGAUGAGGAGCUGACAGGCCCUUACCAAUCAGGAGCCACCGCCACUUAAGCAUGCAAAUGAAGCAUCGAGUUUCAGUCGGCCCCUCUUGCUUCCUUGAGUGAGGGGUAAUGGAGAGCGACUAUGGCGGGUCGCAUGCAUCCAUGCCUCUUAAAUGCUAAUGAAAUUUCUCCAUUCUCUUCAUUAGUCCGGCAUCAUUAUCAGUAAUUUGUAGCCUUCCCCUUUUGUCCCUCUCCACUCCCUUAAUGAAUGCAAGGUAUUGAGAGAAGGCCCAAGAGAGAUAUAGAAAGAGGAAGAGCAAGCAGAAACCGCUUGAGGUAUUGUCUCAGACCCCUGUCAGUCGCCGGGGUGAAAUUACUCAUCGACGGAGUUGUGUAAGUAAAGGUUUAAGAUCAAAAGAGUGCAAUUUGGCACCCGUGUGCGCCACACAAAAGUGACUCUUUGCUGGCAUAAUUGGAUGCUCAUUUGAAUAUCCGCACCGUUGUUUUCGCUGUCGUCCACAACAACGCCACACAGAGGGCUUUCUUGCACUCAACCUGGCAAUCAAUACCCUGAGACUAAAAGUGUGUGUGUGUGUAUACACGCGCACACAUGAGUGUCACGGUGCCUGCGCGACAAACAAAAAACAAAUACAGAACGGAUGAAAAGGUCAUAAUUAAAUGACUCCUUUGAAAUGAAGAAGAGAAGAGGACGGUUAAAGGAAAUGUGAUCCAAUUUAUGCCGUAGCACCUCGUCUUUGUAACAGACCACCCUUCCGACAACACACGCGCAUGCCCUCCACCUUGCCGCACGUAAGGCCGCUAUAGAAGAUGCUAAUUGAGUUUGAUGGGGCCGAAGGUUUAAUAUGCAAAAAAGGGAAACACUUCAAUAUAAGAAAAACAACAUAUGCUGGGGGUAUGGCAGUCAUAAGUGUGUCCUUCUAAGAAUAGUAGAGCUCAGUAAAAGAGGAGAUCUUCUACAUGACAAAAACAUCCCCGGCCUCAAAUUUAGCUCCUCGCUGCCAGAUAUGCAAAUGCUAAUAAAGUAUUAAUGCAAAGCGAGGAGAAAUUUUGCUUUUGACUAAAUGCAUUUCAGCCCUGAAAAAGUAGCAGAAACAUGGGAGAAGAUGAGAGCGGACCAUGGUCGAUCUCAUUGUGUGUUAUUGACUAAAGGGCUCCUUUUGUCAGGGGAGGGUCAGCAGCCCCUGUGUUGCUGCAGAUGUGUGUGAGGCAACAGCUCGCUGCUGUGAAAAAGGCAACGUUUAAAUGAUAAUAAUGAAUGAUGAUGAUGAAAAUGAUAAUAAUGAAAGAACCACUCAUCCUCUCGCUUCUGAGAUUCAGGGACAGCCAUGCCAGGCCCUCAAGAGCACAAUGGGACCGCGUGUGUGUGUGUGUGUGUGUGUGUAUGUAUUUGUUUCUGUGUGGCCAUCUGGCUGUCAUUGUGCCACUGAUUUUACCUCGAAACGCUGUUUAUUUAUUUAUUUAUGUAUUCAAUUAUUUACCUUUUUCAGCGCUUUGGCCACUUGUCCUUGUCUCCAGCAGAAAGCCGCGGCUCUGUGUGGCCAUUUUACAGUCAGGUGGAGUGGCUUUGUGUCUGUCCUGCGUCUGUGUGCGAGCGCGUUGGGGAGGGUGAUGUCAAAGGACCUUGGCCGAGGCUUCGGUUUUAAAAUGUGGUGGAUAUAGCAGAUGCUAUGAUUCUGAAACAGUUAUUUGAAGGCUUGUUCAAGUGUGGAGUCGUAGUUGUGGCAACAUCAAACCGACCACCUGAAGAACUGUACAAAAAUGGGCUUCAGAGGGCUGCUUUUGUGCCUUUCAUUGGUGUACUCAAGGAGCACUGUCAUUCUAUCUGUCUUGACACUGGAAUAGAUUACCGGAAAAGGGAAAUGGAAUCAUCGGAAAGACUAUACUACAUAUCAAGUGAGCCUGAUGCAGAGAAUGCUGUCAAUACUCUGUUUGAGGAACUGGCGUACAGACAAAAUGAUGUAACCAGACCAAGGGUGUUGAACGUGCAGGGAAGAGAAGUAACCUUGAGCCGGACCUGUGGAACCAUUGCGGACUGCACCUUUCAAGAGCUGUGUGAGCGACCGUUGGGUGCUGGUGAUUAUUUAGAAAUCGCACGACAUUUUGACACGGUCAUCAUACGGAAUGUUCCUCACCUUCGGCUUGGAAUGAAGGACCAAGUUAAACGCCUCACCACACUCAUUGACAACUUUUACGACCAAAAGGUUAGAGUGGUGAUGCUGGCUGAUGCACCGUUAGACCGCCUCCUUGAUCAGGGACCGAUGACUGGAGAGGAAGCGAGAGAUCGCCUAAUGCUGGAUGAACUCGGCCUGACUGAUGAGGCCAGUGAGCGGUUGACACUGUUCACAGCAGAUGAAGAGGUCUUUGCCUUCAAGAGGACAGUGUCUCGCCUCACAGAGAUGCAGACAGAACAGUACUGGAUUAGUGGGGAUCGGAGUCGAACGUGAACUGAAACACCCUUGCAGUUACCAACUACCUCUUAGUAGAGUCCACAUUAAAACAUAUGGGGUGGUACAUUUCCAUCACCAUACUACUUUACAGGCAAUUGGAAUCAUCCAUAUGCUCACAGCACCAUUAAUAUGCACAACUGAAUCUCAUUGACAGCAGUAGAAUGCACAUGCUGCUAAAUGAGAAGAUGUCUAGCACCCUCUAGUGGAUCAUGUAUUCUGCAGUAUUUAGAAAAUGUAAAAUGUACUUUGGAUUACAAUAUCUGUGAGGGAGAAAAAAAAUCGUUCUAAAUGUAAUGCCAAAAAAAAAAAAAAAAAAAAAUAUAUAUAUAUAUAUAUUUGAAUGUUUGUCUUUAAUGUGAAUGUACACAGUUAUGCCCAUUUCUGCCACAUAAGAAAUAAAUGCUCAUAAUUUAUCUACAUAAGUAAUAAUUAUGACAAAAUUGAAAUUCUGAGAUAGCCAUUUAUAUAUAUAUAUAUAUAUAUAAAUAUAUAUAGUCUUUUUUUGUUGUUGUCAUGAUUAUGACUUGGUAUCUCACAAUUCUGACUUUUAAAAAAAUUAUGAGAUAAAGUUGAAAUUAUGAGGAGAAGUUAUUAUGACAUCAGUUAGUUUUUGUCAAAAUUAUGACUUGGAAUUUUACCAAAGCAUGAUAUUUUUCUAAUGUGGCAGAAGUGAGCUUCCAUACUUAAAUUAUUAAAAUGGUUACAAUAAAACUUCAAA
Ctenopharyngodon idella (grass carp) is the source of this 3816-nucleotide messenger RNA. It is a transcript of the gene afg1lb, whose product is annotated as AFG1 like ATPase b. Gene Ontology annotation, molecular function: ATP hydrolysis activity; ATP binding. The record is from RefSeq and is a predicted model, not a curated record. NCBI's taxonomy places the organism in Eukaryota, Metazoa, Chordata, Actinopteri, Cypriniformes, Xenocyprididae. Bases 2319 to 3095 code for a protein of 258 amino acids. Gene Ontology annotation, cellular component: mitochondrion; cytoplasm. The transcript has 9 exons.